Dentiscutata erythropus is the source of this 278-nucleotide messenger RNA. NCBI's taxonomy places the organism in Eukaryota, Fungi, Glomeromycota, Glomeromycetes, Diversisporales, Gigasporaceae. The record is from the annotation of a GenBank genome assembly.
AAGAUCAGUGGAUAAUUAAUGAUGAAGGUAAGCGUGUCUUAAAAAAUACAAAAGUUAUAGGUAAGUGGAAGGACGAAAAUAGAGGAGAUUGUGUUAUUGGCUAUACAGGAGUUCGCACAAAAUGUUAUAGUGUUGUCUGUAAAAAUUCACGAAAAAAUAUGAUAAAGGCUAAAGGUCUAAAAAAGUCUCUUAUCAAGAAAGAGCUUACCCAUAAAAUAUUCGAGGACUGUAUUUUAGAAGAAAAAGAGGAUCAGCCACGAACUGCACAAUUCCUCUGA